Messenger RNA from Syzygium oleosum, 1948 nucleotides. Its product is annotated as protein JINGUBANG. The coding region runs from base 209 to 1636 and encodes 475 amino acids. The record is from RefSeq and is a predicted model, not a curated record. Lineage: Eukaryota; Viridiplantae; Streptophyta; Magnoliopsida; Myrtales; Myrtaceae. Gene Ontology annotation, molecular function: protein binding. The transcript has a single exon.
UCUCUCUCCCUCCCUCUCACAGAACACAACCCCCCCCCUUCCGUUUUCCUCAUCAUUCUCUCCAUUCCAUUACCUGUCAUUCUUCAUCGACCUUCAUAUCUUUUCUUUUAAACUCUUGCUGUGUUUCGUGCCGGUUCUCGUCUCGGGUUCGCGCGGUUCCGUGCCUGUUAUGUGAAGAAGAGAGAGAGAGAGAGAGAGAGAGAGUGGUAUGGCGAAAGACGAGAGAGGAGGAGGCACCAUGUUCCUGGAGAGCAACACCAUUCCUAGGCCCAAGUUCAACAUGAUGCAUUCGGACCCCAACAUGUCGUCGAUCCCGAUCCCGGACGAUGACUUCCCGCACCGCCACAGCAGUGUUUCCCCCGCGAGCCCCGCCUUCUACGACCACAGCCGGAUGAGCGGGGAGGGGUCCCCGAUGAUGAUGUCCCCCUGGAACCAGUCCUCUCCCUUCAACAAAUCCCCGUGGUCCACGGCGUCUACAAACUACGAAGAGAACGUCCCCCAGAACUGCCUCAUCGGGUCGCUGGUCCGCGAGGAGGGGCACAUUUACUCUCUUGCCGCCUCGGGCGAGCUCCUGUACACCGGGUCUGACAGCAAGAAUAUCCGCGUAUGGAAGAACUUGAAGGAAUUCUCCGCAUUCAAAUCCAGCAGUGGCUUGGUCAAGGCCAUCAUCGUUGCCAACGGCAAGAUCUUCACCGGCCACCAGGACGGCAAGAUCCGCGUCUGGAAGAUCUCGCCCAGGAACCCAAGCCUCCACAAAAGAGCCGGGACGUUACCAACUCUGAAGGAUAUUUUCAAGAGCUCCAUCAAUCCGAGCAAUUACAUUGAGGGGAGGCGACGCCGGAGCGCACUAUGGAUAAAGCAUUCCGACGCCGUCUCGUGCCUUAGCCUGAACGAGGAGCAGGGCUUGCUUUACUCUGCUUCAUGGGACCGAACCAUAAAGGUGUGGCGGAUCUCGGACUCUAAAUGCCUCGAGUCGAUCAGCGCCCAUGAUGAUGCAGUCAAUGCCGUCGUUGCCAGUGUAGAUGACCUGGUCUUCAGCGGAUCUGCAGACGGGACCGUGAGGGUGUGGAAGAGGGAGAUGGUCGGCAAAACGACCAAGCACACGCUUGCUGAGUCGUUGCUGAAGCAGGAGUGCGCGGUCACGGCGCUGGCCAUGAACCGGGCUUGUUCGGUCGUGUACGGUGGGUCCUCUGAUGGGCUGGUCAACUCCUGGGAGCGUGGGAAGAAGUUCACGCAUGGCGGGGUCCUAAAGGGGCACAAGCUCGCGAUCCUCUGCCUCGCAUCUGCAGGGAACCUGUUGUUCAGCGGGUCUGCUGACAAGACCAUAUGUGUGUGGAGGAGGGACGGGACGAUCCACACAUGCCUCUCGGUGUUGACCGGGCACACCGGGCCUGUCAAGUGCUUGGCCACGGAGGAAGACACGGACUCGGCCACGAAGGGGGAACAGCGGUGGAUAGUGUACAGCGGGAGUCUCGACAAGUCGGUCAAGGUGUGGAGCGUGUCUGAGAUGGCACCUGAUCUUAAUCAUAUGGCCAUGAUGCAGCAGCAGCAGCAGGUGACUUAUGAUGCGGACUCGGUACCGUCGGAUGGAAGCUUCUCUUCCGCUGGCCGGAACAGCCAAAACCGAAGGUACUGACCCAUCGGGGCCGGCCCUCGGAUCCUGGAGAAUGUCCCGAAAAUGAAUCGUGACGACAUGUGUCGUGCUCUCCCACUGCCCAGAGAUUAAUUAAAUGGAAGUGCCUUAACCUACCUGCUGACAUAUGGAAAUAAUUUGUAGUUGGAUGUGACGAGUGGGAGUUUCUACGUGCUUGAGAAGGUAGAAUUGGUGAGCGUUUGCCUACCACGAGAAAGGGGAGUGUAGAACGGAGAAUUUAAUCCCCCUUUUUAAGCCUUUGUAAGACUUUUGUGAACCCACAAGAAAUGAUUAUUAACAAAUAACUAUUGUUGA